Messenger RNA from Prosopis cineraria, 646 nucleotides. RefSeq lists its product as uncharacterized. The coding region runs from base 148 to 423 and encodes 91 amino acids. Lineage: Eukaryota; Viridiplantae; Streptophyta; Magnoliopsida; Fabales; Fabaceae. The record is from RefSeq and is a predicted model, not a curated record. The transcript has a single exon.
GCAUGCCCCAGCAGCUUCUGGUUAUAAAUAUUCAGCCUCGGGAUCUUCAAAUUCCAACCAUCGAAGCCAAGACGCUUCAAUUCCCGAGUGUUUGUUAACCACUCUUCGAUCUCUCACCCACCACCACUCAGGACGACAAGAAACAUCAUGGCGGGAAACAACAGGCAGAGGAAGUCGUCGUCGUCAUCCUCGUUCACGUCGAUCUUCAACAUCUUCAGGUCCAGCAGGAGAGAAGAUUACUCCGAGCAUAGCGGUGAAGGGACGUCGAUGGGGUGGACAAAGGUGUGGCGGAGUGACGAGGACAGAGGUCAGUGGGGGGCAGCUGAGCCGGGCAUUGACAAGAAAGCUGCAGAUUUCAUUGCACGUUACAAGAAGAAAGUCACCGAGUCUGAAGUUCAUUGCUUGCAAGCUCCGGUCGAGUAGCUUUCUACUAGUAGGAUAUCCUUCCGUUAGACCAUUAAUUAUUCAAGUCUGUUCUUCGUUCGUGCUCUCUAUUCUGAUUUAAGUGUUGAUUAUAUCUGUAGUUGAUCAAUUAAUGGCAAUAAAUCUAUGCCUACAAUGUUAUUGUACGUAGAACUUGAUGAAAAAGUGGCACUUAGAAGUGGUGUAUUGUGUGUGUGUGUGUAUAUGUGGGUGUUUUGCUUUU